Cuscuta campestris is the source of this 607-nucleotide messenger RNA. The record is from the annotation of a GenBank genome assembly. Lineage: Eukaryota; Viridiplantae; Streptophyta; Magnoliopsida; Solanales; Convolvulaceae.
CGCGAUAAUUUAUUGUUUUUGGUGACGACAUGGGAUUGAUUAUUGUGCAGCAUUUGAUAGAGAAGUGUUUGAUCUUCCACAUGACAAAAGAGGAGUGCAUGGAAGCUCUCUCCAAGCAUGCAAACAUAGAGCCAGUCAUAACUGCAACUGUAUGGAAAGAGUUAGAGAAAGAAAAUAGGGAGUUCUUUGCAGCAUAUGCUCAAUCUCAAACCAAACCGGACCGAAUGUCGCAAGCAGAGACAAGUGCAAUGAUCGAGAAAAUGAUCUCACAUCGCGACAAGUAAUUAAUAACCGGACUUGAUGAGCGUCUUUGCAUUUGUAUAUAGGCUUUGUUGGGUAAGAAUAAAGUUGUCAAGAAAAAGUUAAGUUUGGGAAUAAUAUAAUAAUGAAUCUAAGUGAAGGGUGAGAUAUAUUAGAGAUUAUCUUGAUGGAAUUUUUGAGUUCUAAAAUGUUACUACAAAAAUUGGCACUCGUAGUUUAGUGUGUUGGAAAUAAACACUACGGAGUAUUUGUUUCUCCGUACAUUCAUUCCGUCUUCCCCAACAUCCAAAUUCAAGCAAUUAUAGUUUAUAAGUACAAUGGUCCCAUCAUGCUUCAUGGAUGUUAU